Molecule: messenger RNA, 609 nt
Organism: Dufourea novaeangliae
Lineage: Eukaryota; Metazoa; Arthropoda; Insecta; Hymenoptera; Halictidae
Product: odorant receptor 4-like
Exons: 3
Coding region: 1-609 (202 amino acids)
Biological process (GO): detection of chemical stimulus involved in sensory perception of smell; sensory perception of smell
Cellular component (GO): plasma membrane
Molecular function (GO): olfactory receptor activity; odorant binding
Source: RefSeq, a predicted model, not a curated record
AUGAAUAUCCACGUGACCGGACAAUUUCGAAUAUUACAGUAUAGACUGUCAAAGCUGUACGAGGAGAAGAUGUUACAAACGGACGACCACACGCCCGACAAGAUUCUGCUGCAGUACACGACGAAGUGUUACGCCGCGUUGCAGAGUUGCAUUCGACAGCACCAGGCGUUGAUCACGUACUGCAACGUGCUCGAAGUUGUGUUCUCGAAGAUCGUAUUGGGACAAGUGUUAACAUUCAGCGCUUUGAUAUGCCUUCAAGGUUACCAACUUCUGCUGUCAGAUGCGCACCUUUCAAGGCGUCUACUUUUCAUGUGCUUCCUAACAACUACCAUGUGCCAGCUGUUGAUGUUCACGUACAGCUGCGACGGGCUGGUUCAAGAAAGCUCCGGUAUAGGCACAGCGGCAUACAUUAGUCCAUGGCCAUUGUUACCAAUGUCGAGACAAGGGCAUAAGUUACGGGACGAUCUAAGAAUGGUCGUUAUACGAUCCAGAACACCAUGUUGCUUGACCGCCAGUGGUUUCUUUCCGAUAUCAUUGGAAACUUAUACCACGGUUCUAAGUACAGCGAUGUCGUACUUCACGCUGCUGAGACAAAGUACGAUUUCAUAG